Lodderomyces oxycetoniae is the source of this 1281-nucleotide messenger RNA. RefSeq names its product GPI-anchor transamidase subunit. Gene Ontology annotation, biological process: attachment of GPI anchor to protein. Gene Ontology annotation, cellular component: GPI-anchor transamidase complex; membrane. The record is from RefSeq and is a predicted model, not a curated record. Lineage: Eukaryota; Fungi; Ascomycota; Pichiomycetes; Serinales; Debaryomycetaceae. The transcript has a single exon. Bases 1 to 1281 code for a protein of 426 amino acids.
AUGAGUAAGCUUUAUCAGGUAUUUAUAAUAGGAGGUUUAAUUAGACUGCUUCUACCAACAUUGGUACCGUCAAUUACUGCGAUUCUAUCCUCUUCGGUUGAGAUAACAACGCCUAUAACCUCGUUCAAGGCUUUGAAAGAAGCAUUUUAUUUUUUCAACAACAAUAUUGAUUUAUACGAUGGUGGUGUAAACCAUAAUCCGCCAUUACUAGUUAUGCUUUUGUCAUUUAUCAACCUGCUACCUUUUGCUGAUGUUUGGUUUCAUGUUUUAUUUGCAUUGGUUGAUGUGGUUAUAGCAUGGCAUUUGGUACGAAUAAACCGCUGGUACAAGAUGUACACGAGCAAGAGGACAGGAAAAACAGUUGCUUCUUACAAUGAUGAUCUAAUUGCAAGUUUCUAUUUGUUCAAUCCCUUGGUUUUGUUGCUGAAUUUGAGUCAUUCAACUAUCGCGUUUGUAUGGCUCUUUUUAGUCGUGGCAGUUUAUCAAGUUGCUGUGAAAAGACAAGCAUCUAUUGCAAUUAUAUCGCUUGCAAUUUCAACAUACCUUUCGUUUAAUUCACUCUACUUGUUACCGUCGAUUUUGGGGUUAAUACAUGCUACUUCCACUCUGAGAAAUGUUGGUCAGAUAUACAUUUUGAACAUUGCUGUGUUUUUCACCACCUUGGCAAUUUUAGCAUCGUUAUCCUUUGCAUUCACAUCAUCGUGGCAAUUUCUCGACAAUUGUUAUCUAUCGGUGAUACUUUUUGAAAAAAUAACACCCAAUGUCGGUUUGUGGUGGUACAUUUUUACAGAGAUGUUUGAGUUUUUCACUCCUUUCUACAUUGGAAUGUUUAACAUAUACUCAUUCAUUUUUAUCAUUCCCUUGACUUUGAAACUUUUCGAAUUCAAAAAAGUUCCUAAACAAGGUGACUCCUUAUUGGCUAUUGUCUUGACGCUAUUGUGGAUUUCAUUUACCAAAUCGUACCCUACUAUAGGAGAUUUGGGUUUUGUUUUGUCUUUGAUACCGAUUUUCAGAGGAACUGUGUUACCCUACUGUAAAGUCAUUCUCAUUACAGGAAUGACGCUAAUGGUAUCGCUCUUGUUGUCACCCAUUUUUUAUUAUUGUUGGAUUGUUCUUGGUAAUGGGAACUCAAAUUUUUUCUACAGUAUCAACUUGAUAUGGGGAGGUGUGCACAUUUUAGCAAUAAUGGACUUACUAUGGGCAAAACUAAUCAGCGACUACAGUGUUGAAAAUAGUAUCAACGAGGAGGAUAUACGGAAACUCAAUCUAGCACAAUUAUAG